Messenger RNA from Ipomoea nil (Japanese morning glory), 522 nucleotides. RefSeq lists its product as uncharacterized. The coding region runs from base 1 to 522 and encodes 173 amino acids. The record is from RefSeq and is a predicted model, not a curated record. The transcript has a single exon. Lineage: Eukaryota; Viridiplantae; Streptophyta; Magnoliopsida; Solanales; Convolvulaceae.
AUGCUACUAAGAUCGUUAUAUGGUCUUAAACAAGCUAGCUGUCAAUGGAAUGAGAAGCUCACUGUUGCACUGAUCAAGAUUGAUUUUCAACAGUCCAAAUCCGAACCUUCAUUGUUUACCAAAUGUGCUCAUGAUGGUUUCGUUGCUUUGUUAGUAUAUGUUGAUGAUAUAAUCAUUGCCAGUGCCAACAUAUCAACCAUCAACUCUGUUAAACAAUUUCUGGAUAACAAGUUUAAAAUCAAAGAUCUAGGACCUCUUGGCUAUUUUCUGGGGAUCGAAGCAUGCAGAACAAGUGAUGGAUUGAAUUUAUGCCAGCGUAAAUAUGCUUUAGAUAUUUUGGAAGAUGCGGGGUUCCUUGAAUGUAAGCCAGCAAACACUCCCAUGGCUCAAGGAUUAAAACUCUCACAUGAUGAUGGAAUUCCCUUGACUGAUCCCAGCUGCUACAGAAGGUUGGUUGGCAGAAUGUUAUAUCUUACAACCACUCGACCGGAUAUUGCUUAUUCAGUUCAACAACUGAGCUAA